Messenger RNA from Hippoglossus stenolepis (Pacific halibut), 5169 nucleotides. It is a transcript of the gene spag5, whose product is annotated as sperm associated antigen 5. Gene Ontology annotation, biological process: regulation of attachment of spindle microtubules to kinetochore; cell division. The transcript has 25 exons. Bases 112 to 5085 code for a protein of 1657 amino acids. The record is from RefSeq and is a predicted model, not a curated record. Lineage: Eukaryota; Metazoa; Chordata; Actinopteri; Pleuronectiformes; Pleuronectidae.
ACGAGACGCGGUUGACGGUCGUUCUACGCAGAUUUAUUUUUUCCUGUUCACGUUUAUAACGCUGGUUAAAAACAUCCUGUGGACGCCUGAGAGUUGUACAGAUACAGAGACAUGUCCUCCAGGAAGUCAAGUUCCACUGGGGAAGGCUUGCCCUCCAGUAAAAAUGGAGAGCGUACCCCUUUGCGAAGUUUGGAGAACGGGAUGCUGCACCUGUCAACUCCAUCAUCGAGACGGAAAUCAAGUGCUGACGCAGUGAAAACGAUAAAAGAUGAUGUCCCCCUCUAUGCUUGUUCUCCUGAAGCCGCUUGGGGACUCGGAGAUGUCACGUUUAAAUCCUUCAUCUGUCCUGGGGGUGAGGUUGAGAUUUCGGGCUCCUCAGUGUGUGCAGAACAGAGCAUUAUUUUGCCUUAUGACCAGGAUACAUCCAUCACUACAACAGAAGAUACAGUCAUAUCUGACAGUAUGAUUGUGGAGUCAUGCAGUGACCACACAGAGCACCCCUACUACAAUCUGGAGAUGAUAGAUGCUUCUUCAGUUGACGCUGAAGCAGCUGCAGCAUCCUUUUAUGAAAUUGACAACACUGCCCUGGCCUCUGGGAGCCUAGAGGAUGAACAUGCCACACACGAUUCAGUAGUUUCACCCAAUGACUGCAGUGGAGAGAGAGAUGCCUGUGAUAGAGGUGAGGUGGAAGUUGCAGAUGUCACCAGACAACAUGAUGAGACUAUUCCUCUGCCCCAGGCACAGCUUAAUGAAUCUUCACAAGACAACAGUUUAAAUUCAUCUAACGUCUCUGACUGUGGACAACUGUGUCAAGCUGAUCAUCCCAACUCUACCAGUGUACAUGGUGUUCCUGUCCCCACCGCUGUCUUUGAGACUAAGGGAACUAAACUAAGUGAUGUAACCUUCAAAUCUUUUAACUGCAGUGGAGGUGAGAUGGAACUUUCAGAUGCCACCAACCUUAUAAAUGAGACUAUUCCUCUUCCAACGGUGACCAGCACUUUGUCAUACAGUGAUGGCAUGAAUCAAAGCAUUUUAGCUGGUGAUCAUGAUGUGCAAAACGACAACGAUCAUUUAGAUCACCCAUACUGUUGUGAUGAAAGUUCUUCAUCAACUUCAAGAGGAAACCUUUCCACUGCCCAGGAACCAUUGUCAUGCAGCACUAAUGGAAUUGAUGAAGUUAAACAGAUAAGCUUGGUGGCACCGGAUAGCGAGACUGACGGAGAAGAGGAUGCUGCCUUUGGCUCUGUCUUCAAAGUUGGAGACGGGGUGGAACAUUCAAAUGGCACCUCAUUGUCUGAGAAGACGAUCUCUCUGUCUGAUCACCAUGCUGUGAUCUGCCAGCCCCUGGAUGACAACACUGCCCCUGCUUCUGUUACACAGGAUCAAAUCCAAGCUGACUAUGAGCUACUAAACUGUCAUGAGGGAAAUGAUGAAGUUGUUUUAGAUCACCCACCAGUUUUCUACACAUCUUCGCUGAUCAACACGUCGUUAAAUCAGUUGGAUAAUGAAUCCAACUGUCAAUUCCAAGAAACAUCGAAGCACUCAAUACAUCCUGAAGAUAGUGCGUUGCCUUCAAUGCUCCACAAAACAGAGUCUUCUGACUGCAACAAAUCUGUGGCUCCAGCAGAGGGUCCUACUCCAGUGGAAGUGCAGCAGCAUCUGGAGAUCGUCUCUCAAGUGCAUUCAACGAGUGGAGCGCCUGAACCCAGUGAGGCAAAAGACAGUGCCCUUGGCUCAUCCGAAAAUGGACAUGCGCUUUCUAAUUCUGCUGAACACCUUCACGCAGACAAUAUCCCAGGCAUUUUGAAAGCUCUGUCACAGUGUCCCUCAUUAGCAUCAGCUCUGAAGUUUGGAAUCCUCAGUCCUGUUGUUAGGAGAAUUUCUACAUUUAAGACUCGUACUGAUCGUGCUUUAGAUAAUUUUUUAGCAGACGACUCAGUUGUCGAUGGUGAAAAGAGCCUGAUGCCUCCUGUUAUUGGUGACCCCUCAGGGUUAUGGGCAGAGCAUUUGGAGAGCCCCAUGUCACGUCCGCUGUUCAACUCUACAGUACUGGGUUACAAUACCCAGUCAGGCCCUGUCCCUGAGCCUGAAAAGGGUGUGAGUGUGAAGCCUUGUGCCAUAACUCAGUCUGAAGCAGAAAAGCCAGUGCUGGACUACCCGUUGAUUGCUGAUGGUCCCCUUCAGCAGCAGCUCCGGCAGAUGGCAGAGUUCCUCAUGUUCGCAUCUGGAAAGAUGGGCCCAGCUGGUGUUUCUGCAUAUGCUCUACCUCCUGCUGCCGCCACAGUCCCAUCAGCAAUAACUACUCCUGCAGAAUCCCAUAGUGUUUGUGUGGGCACCAGUGCUGUGGAACUAGUGGACCACAGCAUCAACACAUCUGGCCAGUUUGAGAGAAAGAGAGAAUUCACUGUGGUUGAUUCCUGCACUCUUACUGACCCUCUCCUGUGGAAUUUACCUCCAGGGAGCCUUGAGUGCUUCCCUAGAGAGGAGCUAGAGCAGAGGUUACGGUCUAGCAUGAUCAUGGUGGAGGCCCUGGUGCAGCAGUUGACUGCAGCCCGAGAACAGGGAUGUCACUCUGCAGGUCCUGCACCUUCCGAGCUCAGAGAGAAACUGGUGCAGACAGACCACACUGAACUCAGUCAGACCUCAAUGUACCGAGAUCUUUAUAUGGAGGCUCUGAGCAGGAUUAGUGAUUUGGAACUGGACGGAAGUUCUCUACAGAGCCUUAUUCAGUGGAUGCAGGACACGAGGGUCACCAUGACUUCUCUCACUAGUGACACGGAUGCUGCUCUCUCUAACAUGAAGGAAAUUGAAGAUGUAGUUAGAGAGGACCAACAAAGCCUCACUGUACAUUAUGGUAAGAUGAAGGCUCUAUUGGAGAAUACAAAGGUGACACAAAUGCGAAUGAUGCAGAAGGUCAAAGAUGCUCUUCACCAAAGAAAUGACAUGAGGACACAGAUGGAAGACGCCUUCACAGCUAAAGAGGCGGCCUUCAGUGCGAUGGAACAGCUCAGGACACACUGUGGCACAGAAAUGUCAGAGCUUCAGAAGAGUUUGGGGUCACAGCAACAACUCCUGGCCGCCCUCAACCAGGCCUACCCAGAACAGGUUGCAUUAAACCAGGCCUACAGUGAAACGCUGAACUCAGCUUCUAAUCUUUUGUCUGAAACCAUGGAGGAGCAGUCCAGUUUGAUGAAAGAACUCUGCACAGUCAGAGGGUUUCUGCAGAAAACUGCUCCCAUGCUUCUGAAGCUGAACGAUAAGGCAGCAGCUGCUUUGAGAGAGAGAGACGAGCACUUCUCUGCAAGAGACCAAGCUGUUGAAGAGAAAGAGCAGAUCGAAGAAGAAUUGAACCAAACAAAGUGGAAUCUCCAAACUGCCAGAGAACAGACUGGUGAUUUAAAUCUGCAGUUGACCAUUUUGUCCUCAGAGAUGGGUGUGCUGCGCCAGAAGCUCACAGAAAGAGACGAGGAGAGGGGUCAGCUGGAGAGGAAGGUGACCGAACUGUCUGCCACAGUUUCCUCAACAUUGGCCUCCUACACCUUCUUGGAGCAGGCGCUUACUUCUGAGACAACAAAAUUGCAGAAGUCAUGGAAGGACAUCCAGCAAGCCAAGGACAAAGCAAAUGAGCUAGAGACGUCACUGGACCAGUCGGAGGAGCGCGUGUCUGAGUUGAGUCAGGCUCUGGCUCAAAGUGAGGAGCAGCUCGAUCAGCUGCAGACUCUCUCACAGUCUCAGAAACUGCAGAUCCAGAAGCUCCAGAACGUUUGCACACAACUCAGUGGCGUGCAGGAGAUGAACGAGUUCUUACAGAUGGAAAAUGAGCUGGCAAGGGAGCAGGUGGUUGAAAGUGAGCGUCUGCUCAGGGCCAACCUGCAGGCGCUCAGGGAGAGGAACAUCCACUGUGAGGACCUAAAGACAGAACAUAGUCAGCUUCAGCUUGAGAACAGAAAUUUGCAGGAGCAGCUGGAAACCACAGCAUCCAGAGCCAGUGCAACCCAGCUGGAGCUCGGAGAGAAGCUGGCUCAGGCCGUCACUGAAAUCACUUUGCUGCAUCACACACUGCGAGGACUGACCAAUGAGCUUCAUGCAGCUCUCAAUGACAAGAAAUCUGAAGAACAGGGGGACAAAGAGUUUCCAACACUCCAGCACUCGGAGCGGCGUCACCCCUCCAGCUCGUUUGUCGACCGCAUCAUGGUCGCAUUAACCACUGAGAAGGAGGAAGACGGUAAAUUGGAGACGCUUCCUGAACCAGAUGUGCCUGAGCCACAGUGUGAAGCUUUGUUCAGUGAGAAGAGCGCCUUCACCCGCAUUGCAGCCUUCACCCCUAAAAAGAGUUUGAGGGCAGUAGUAGAGUUUGAACCAGAAGAGGACGAUCAGAGCAACGUGGCGGAGCUGCUGGCCGACCUGGGCAGCACCGUCACUGAGCUCAUCAGCGCCUUGAAACUGGUGCAAGAGCGAAAAGAUGCUGAGCUGGAGGAGCUGCACAACACCAUCUAUGGCCUGCAGGAGGAGCAGCAGGCUUCAAACAGCAAAAACAUUGCUGAAGUGUUUCAGCUCCAACAUCAACUCAAUCGACUGAACAUCCUGGUUGAGAGAGGAAAUCAGGCGUUACAGCAGAAAGCUCAGGAUGACAAAACUUUGACAACGUUAUCGGUAGAAAUACAAGACGUCCAGGAAAUUCUAAACAAACACAAGACUGAUAAUAAUGAAUUGCGGAAGGAGGUGGUUGAGCUCCGUCGCUCACUCCAGCAGUCGAAGGUGGAAUCUCAGUUCCUGCGUGAGGAGUUGAGAAAAGCUGGUGGGGCCUCAGCGAACCCAGCGCACUUCAUGGAAGAGAAGAUCCAGUUAUUGAAAGAGGUGGAGAGACUGAAGCUGAGUCUUCAGGAGGUGGAGCAGGCAAAAGUGAAACUACUGGAAAGAGCAAAGAGACAUCAAAUGAUCCAUCAGAACAACCAGCAGAAGAGUGAGAAUGAACUUCAGAUGCUCAGCAAAUUGAUCAAUAAAGUCAGAGAGACGCUGCUGUCUUUACCAGAGGUUGUGAAGAAUUGUGAACAACUCCAGCAGCUUGUCGAAUACAUCGGCUGAUGUGUUAUUUUUUAUUUAUGUCUAUGUUCAAGCCUAUUCUGUAAGUGUUCAUAUUUGUAGUGAUUAAAUGUUUAUAUAAUCUUA